Dissoconium aciculare CBS 342.82 is the source of this 3435-nucleotide messenger RNA. Its product is annotated as kinesin-domain-containing protein. The record is from RefSeq and is a predicted model, not a curated record. The coding region runs from base 1 to 3435 and encodes 1144 amino acids. Gene Ontology annotation, biological process: microtubule-based movement. Lineage: Eukaryota; Fungi; Ascomycota; Dothideomycetes; Mycosphaerellales; Dissoconiaceae. The transcript has 3 exons. Gene Ontology annotation, molecular function: microtubule motor activity; microtubule binding; ATP binding.
AUGACCUCCACCAUCCCGCGUCCGCCUCGGACGCCUUCAGCACCGCCGAAUGCUCCUCUCCCAGCUUUACCAGUUCCGAAGACGCGCGCCCGAUCAGUCGUAGAUCCGUCAGAAUACACACCAAGCUCGCGACGUGGCUCCACCGCCUCACAGCUGCCACAUCCGCCAAGCAGAAAAAUCGCAACACCCACCCGGUCCGUCACCUCAACUGGACUUCCCUCUCUCAAAGUCCUGAAAGCGACACCGACGCCUUCGUUGCCUUCAGCCGUCGCUUCCGACUCCUCAGUAACGACUCCUAAUACCCCAGCCACCCCCUCGGCGCUACCCAAGACCAUUCGUAAGACGUCAAGCAUUGGUUCAUUCCCUCUACCGCCCCAGACAGCCGCUGCGCGAGUCACGAGUCUACCUCCAAGCCCGCUUUCGGCUUCCACUUCGUCAAAUGAUGUCAAUGGCGGCAAGGCGCAAAAUAAGACAAAAAGAGAUUCUUCCAAGCAUCGCAGUGCCGAAAGUGUACCGAAAAAGCACCGGUCGUCAAAGAGUUCUGGAUAUGGCACACGAUCGCGGAUGUCAGGAGCUGGUAUGUCAUAUUCGCCGAGUCUAGGAGGCGGCGAAAGCAAUUACAUAUCUGCAGGUGAAGGCGGAAAACAGCAUGACAGUCUGCUCAGCCUGCCUUCACCGCCACAGAGUCGCUCGUCUUCGGCAAAUGAUUCAUAUCCUGCCGAUCUCGCCGACGAUGCUGGAGACGAGUCCACGACCAGGGGACGGCCGCGUAGCGUCGACGCAGCUGCAAAGAAGGAGCUAGAUGCGAAAAAUGACAAGGGUAAUGUCUUGGUAAGUGUUCGUGUCCGACCCGAAUCUGGUGGAGAUGGAGAAGCGAGCAAUGCGUCCGAUGGCGAAUGGCUUGUGGACGGCCGACGGUCGCUCAUAUCCUUCAAAGGCAAGGAAGGCGGAGACUACCGUUACGACAAUGUUUUCUCUCCGCAUGACAACAAUGCACGAGUAUACGAUAACGCAGCGAAACGCCUCGUCCGGAGGGUUAUGGAAGGUUACCACGGAACCGUCUUUGCAUAUGGUAUGACCGGCACAGGAAAAACCUUUUCCAUGCAAGGAACCUCGUCCUCGCCUGGUGUCAUCCCACUCGCCAUUACCGACAUCUUCUCCUACAUUCGAGAAAACCCGAAUCGCGAGUUCUUGUUGCGUGUGAGCUAUCUGGAAAUCUACAAUGAACGCAUCUACGAUUUGCUCAGCCAGAGCACUCCCGGACAAGUGCAACAGGAGGAAAUCAAGUUGCGAGAAGACAGCAAGCGUGGUGUCUAUGCGACUCCGCUAAAGGAAGAAAUUGUGCAAUCGCCCAACCAGCUUUUGCGUGUGAUUGCUCGUGGUGACACGGCGCGAAGAGUUGGCAGCACUCAGUUCAACUCACGCUCAUCUCGUUCGCACGCCGUCGUCUCCAUCGUUGUUGAGUCUCGGGAACGGACGUCUAGUCACGGGGAUGGGACGAGUGGUAGGAGAUCAGACAAAAUCCUUCCAGGAGGAGUCUUGGUUUCAACCUUGUCACUGAUUGAUUUGGCCGGUUCGGAGAAAGCCGCCGAGAACAAGGAAAGGCGAGCUGAAGGUGCUCACAUCAACAAAUCAUUGCUCACCCUCGGAACUGUCAUCGGACGACUGUCAAACGAAGACGAGAAAGAUGGCAAAGACGGCGCGAAGAGCGGCGACAAGGAGAAGGCUGUCAAGCAUCUGCCAUACCGAGACAGCAAGCUGACUCGAUUGCUCCAACCGGCAUUGUCUGGUGACUCCCUCGUCUCAAUUCUGUGUACGGUGCAGCUGUCGUCUGCAGGCACGAGUGCGGCGCACGCGAGCUCGCACACUGGUGAAACUCUCAACACGCUCAAAUUUGCCAGCCGCGCGAAGAACAACAUUGUCAGCCAUGCGAAGCGUAAUGAAUCGAACAACAACCCUGGUGACCCAGGUAGUAGAGCUUUGCUGGACAGAUACCGCCUCGAGAUCCAGGAGCUGCGGACACAGCUUGAUAAGCAAAACAAAGCCAAGGAGGUGAACGAAGAAAAGGACGAGUUCGAGCAAGAUCGCAAGCGGGAGGAGGAGCUGGAAAAAGAAGAGCACAUUCGACACGAGGAGCAGAUGCUGGAGAUGCAACUCGCGCGAACAGCACUCAAAGAACGAAUCAGUCACCUCAAUCGGUUGAUUCUCUCGUCGAAAUCGAUCGGAGUGAACUCGGGACGCUUCUCCAGCUCAAGCGUCGGCGGAUUGAACACCCGUAUGAGCUCUUACAGUCUAGCCACCGAUUAUGGUCGACCUGUCAGCGUGGGCGAUACUCUUGUUGACAGCAAGAGGAACAGCUCAACGACGAAUGAUGGGGCGGUUGGUGACGGGGCCGAUUCUCAACCUCGCGACCGUAUUGACGACACGGCAACAAACAUCGGAGAGGAUGAGGCUGAGCUAGUCGCGGAAGGCGAGGGACAAGCGAGUCUCGCACAACAGGUGCGGAUGCUGCAGUCCGAUCUGUCGGAUAAGAACCGCUACAUCACGACUCUGGAGAAGCGCUUACUUCAAGCUCGACGGACUAGCCACAGCCGAGUGAGCAUGCAAUUCGCUGCACGUGUUGGUCUUCCGGAGGAUGGCACCCUCGAGGGUCUACUUCGCGAGCGUGAUCGCGAGAUUGAAGAGCUCCGCGCCAAGCUCGACGAUCAGAUGCGCAUGGUCACAGCACUUCGCAGCGCUGCUCGAAAGCGCGACAUGAUUGAGAACCGACGGUCACAUGUGACCGAUAUCUCCGACAACACCGAGCGGCCACGAACGACGGGCGGGACGCUUGACACGGACAGCACCGCUUCCACUCCAGCUGACGAUAACGUCCCGGAUAUGACGAGUCAAGCCUGGCACGUCCACGACGACAAGCCCAACAGCAACAGCGGCCACUCUGCCAAACCCCGCCGGAAAUCCGUCGACGAAAUGACCAUGCUUCUCGACCAAAUGAUCCAAGACAAGGUCGAAAGCGGCCACGUCGUCCGCGGCGACCGCGGCAGUCUCCGCAUCCGCCACGACACCGUCCUUCACGGAAACUCCAUCAACCACACCGCCAACGAUCCUUUUGACAACAACAACGCCGACGACCACGACCACAACGCCAUGGGCACCCGCUUCGACACCUCCCCACUCAACUCACCCCCGCUCUCCUCUUCCGCCAACACGUCCGCCAUGCUCCUCGGCCCUUCCUCGGCCCGCGCUCCCAAUGGUCCGAUCGCAGAGGAAGACGAGGAAUCCCCCAUCAUUCCCUCUCACGCGAUGUUCGGCGGAAGGUCGUCAUCGCACCAAGCUUCCACCAUCGGAACCAUCACGGUCACACCCACCGUGCCGCAUACGGCGCCGUUGCCGCCGGUGGUGAAUGGGUUGGGGUUGACAGGGACGUGGCAUUGA